CACCCUCGCGCCCAAAAUCAGUCAUCUAUACAUAGAAUAUACAUGAACAACCAACCGAUGUACCCUUCAACGAUAAUCAACAUCAAUUUUCGCACCGGCAAUGGCGUACAUAUCCCCAUCUCCCUGUCUCCUACCCCGCAGUUCGCAUUGGCAAGUCCCAAGACAGGUGUAGAUUAUGAUGAUCAUCCAAGGAAAAAGCUCGAGAAGAGAAGAAAAAGUGUACAAGAUUUACAAAUGAGGGGUAGUGUAACGUCGUAUGGUAUCGUGGAGAAAUAAGUGGAUACUGGUUGUUCGUAUGAAUCAGUUGGGAAAUGUUAAAGAUGUUGGUUUACCCCAGGAUUCUGGGAAUUCGUAUCUUUUCUGAGGAAUUGAGCUGCUCGUUCUUUGCUUUCUUAUAUUUUGAAGUCAAUCAUGGGGUUUUUAUCACAAUGGCGGGCUUUGCUCGUGGGUUUGGCGAUCUUGGUUGAUAGAGGUGCUGGAAGUCAAAUAGAAAGGGACUUUGAUGUGUUCAAAUAUGUCAACCCAUUGAUUGGGACUGAUAACGGAGGUAGGCUUGAUUCUUGUAAACUGUUGAAUGCAGAUAUAUAUUGAUGUGACUGCAGGUCAUGUGUUUCCUGGGGCCACUUUACCCUUUGGUAAGCUCUUUUGCCUCCGAAGACCUUCAUGAAUUGAGCUCAUUAGUUCCAAAGGAAUGGCAAAAGCAGUUGCAGAUAUAAACAAUCCGGAUGAAAAGCAAGGAGGUUUUGCUUCAGAUAAUUCUGACAUCACGGGGUUUUCUCAUAUGCAUGAUUCUGGUACGGGAGGUGUGAGUAACAGCAUUCAUAUGAAAAUUUCUUGACUGAUCUAUCUCACAGUCACCAUCACUUGGAAAUUUCCCAUUAUUUCCACAAACUGGAUGCCCUGGGGAUAUUGUGAAUAAUUGUUUCUUUACCAAAACUGAUCGAGCAUCGAGGCGAAUCAAUGGGACUGCCGAGGCUCACCCGGGAUACUUUGCGGUAUCUCUGAACACUUCUAUUCAUACAGAAGCAACAGUCACAAAUCAUACUGCGCUAUAUCGGUUCACAUUCCCCUCAAACUCAACAUAUAGCUAUUCAAAUUCUACCCAGCAGACCUCCUUACCAUACAGUCCUCUUAUUCUAGUAGAUUUAACCGACUUACCAGAUUCUCGUUCAAAUGGUUCGGUUCAAGUCGAUCCGGAUACAGGGCGACUCUCCGGAACCGGAACUUUUAAUCCUUCGUUUGGGAUUGGAAGUUAUGACUUACAUUUCUGUGCCGAUUUCAAAGGUGCAGAAAUUCGAGACACGGGAGUCUUCAAGAAUAACCGUGCCGGGAGCCAACCCAAAAAUUUAAGUGUCACUCCUGAUGGUGUAAACUCACCUCCCCUCCCAGCCGGAGCUUGGGCACAAUUUAAAGCACCUGCCAACAACCAAAUCCUCGCACGAGUAGGCGUUUCAUUCAUCAGCAUCUCAAAAGCAUGCCAAAACGCCGAAACCGAGAUCCCAGAUUUCGACUUUGAGAAGGUUUUAAUUGCUGCAGAAGAUGCCUGGAGAGAAAAACUUUCUGUUAUUAGUAUUGAUGCUACGGGUGUAAGUGAUGAACUUCAGACGGUCUUUUGGUCUGGAGCUUAUAGGGCUAUGAUUUCACCUCAAGAUUAUACUGGGGAGAACCCAUUGUGGGAUAGUGAUGAACCUUAUUAUGAUUCUUAUUAUUGUAUCUGGGAUUCGUUUAGGAGUAUUCAUCCGUUGUUGACUUUGCUGGAUCCUUAUAGUCAGACGCAGAUGGUGAGGAGUUUGAUUGAUAUUUAUCGUCAUGAAGGUAUGCUUCAAAGUUCACUCCGGAGAAAGAAUUGUCUCUAAUAUAACAUCUUUCUAGGUAAGCUUCCGGAUUGCCGAAUGUCGCUAUGUAAAGGAUACACCCAAGGGGGUUCGAAUGCAGAUAUUGUUCUAGCAGAUUCUUAUCUGAAGAAUAUCACACAAGAUGUGGAUUGGGCAACAGCUUAUGAAGCAGUAGUAUCUGACGCUGAAGGUACGUCAGGCCGAUAAGAAUUUCCAUAUCAUAUCAUUAACAGCACAUAGAUGAACCAGCAGAUUGGUCCAUCGAAGGUCGAGGCGGUCUAACCUCCUGGAAAACUCUCGGUUACAUUCCAACGGACGACUUUGACCCUUAUGGAGUGGGACCUAUGACACGAUCCAUCUCCAGAACCGUAGAAUACGCCUACAACGAUUUCUGUAUCGCCUUGAUGGCCCAUGGACUUGGCAAAACUGGAGACGUAGAAAAGUACAUCGGACGAUCCGAAAAUUGGAAAAAUAUGUACAAAGCCGAUCAAACAUCCUAUGUCAACGGAACAAUAGACGCUCCAAAUUCCAUUGUCGACAGCGGAUUCACCGGCUUUUUACAGCCCCGCUACUUAAAUGGUACAUUCGGCUACCAGGACCCUUCUCUCUGUUCCCCCCUCUACAACUUCACAUCCUGUUAUCUCAGCCCCACUGGCCACGAAACAUACGAAGGAAGUUCCUGGAUGUACACUUUCUUCGUACCCCAAGACAUGGCCACCCUGGUAACCACCCUCGGUGGCCCCUCAACCUUCGUAUCUCGUCUCAGCUAUCUCCACACAUCCGGACUUCUCUACAUCGGCGACGAACAAGCCUUCCUCCCCGUCUUCCAAUUCCACUACGCCGGACGCCCUGGCCUCUCCGCACAUUUCUCCCACUUCUACAUCCCCUCCCAAUUCAACGACACCGUAGCCGGAUUAGCAGGGAAUGACGAUUCAGGCGCCAUGGGUUCAUUCACCACUCUUUCCAUGCUAGGAUUAUGGCCCAUCUCAGGCCAAAACGUCUAUUUAAUCACACCCCCCUAUUUCCGUGAAAUCAGCAUCCGCAAUGGACAGACUGGAAAGGUGGCAACAGUAAGAAAUAUAGGCUUUGAUGCUACAUAUACAAAUAUUUAUAUACAGAGUGCGACAUUGAAUGGGGAGACUUGGACUAAGAAUUGGGUGACACAUGAUUUUUGGCUGGAAGGCGGAGUCUUGGAGUUGGUUUUGGGGAGGAAUGAAAGUUCUUGGGGGACGAGGGAGCAGGAUUUACCGCCUAGUGCUUCAACAAGGGAGUGGUAGAUGGUGCUUUUGAUGAUGAUGAAGAUGAUGAUGAUUGAUGAUGAUUGUUGAUGAUUGUUGAAUAUUGAGUAAAAUGUUGAAAGAGGAAUCUAGUGAUCGCAAAACCAUAAAAAAAAGAACUUGAAUAAUUCUCUUCUCAUAAUUUCUAAAUUCAUAUCUAGAAUUAUUCAUUUCAUUUCUUCUAGUCAUUGUCUGCAAAUAAAUACCUAGAUACUUAAGAUUCCUACUCAUCAAGUAGGUUAAUAACCAAGGAUUUAAAAAUA
Sclerotinia trifoliorum is the source of this 3375-nucleotide messenger RNA. The record is from the annotation of a GenBank genome assembly. Lineage: Eukaryota; Fungi; Ascomycota; Leotiomycetes; Helotiales; Sclerotiniaceae.